UUGACAAAUGUAUCAUCUUCUCUGCUGUUCCUCUAUCAAGUUUUCAGAAAACAUACAGGUAACGGUGCAAUCUGAUUUUCCUAUCCGAAUUCAGUAUUUAAUCAUGUGGGUGAAGAUAGUCUAUGGCUAUAUCAUCUAUAAAUUGUUCCGGCGAUUCCUCUACGACGACCACGAUGGCUUACUUCAAGUUGAGACGACCAAUUCCAACGCUUUCUUCUCCGUCACCGAAAGACUCGAAAAACGUUACGGAGGAAAAGCCUAUGUUGGUCUUAGGAUUCCAGAUGCUGAAUCCGGAUCGCGACGGGAUAUCGAUAUGGUUCUAGUCAAUAAAGGGGAAGCUGUGGUAAUUUCAAUUCAGAAACAAUCAGGGAUUGCAUUAGGUGAUGCUGGUGGAAACUGGGUUUCAACUGCCCACAAAACAAAGCUUCAACCAGACCCUGUAGCAGAAACAAAGCAGCAAGUUGCCAUUCUAGAGUCCUAUCUUGAACAAAGAGGAGUGCCUCUUCCAGAGGGAUAUUUGUCUUGCAAAGUUGUAAAAUUCCAAGUAAUUUCAUCGAACUCUUUUCCACCGGAGUUUGUGAGCUAUGACCAAUGGGUUCAACUGAAACCUGAGGCUAAGACUACACUUUCUGGAUGGAUAAAGGGCACAUUUUUAAGUCGGAGCAAAGAAAUGGAGAAAUCAAUUCAUCAGAAGCUCAACUUCACCCUUCGCACUGCUCCAAUGUGGGACAGGUUGGAGCUUAAAGGUAACAAAUAUCUUCUUGGAGAUUUUCUAGAAUUCAAAGGAAAUGAUGAAGAUACCAUGCUGCUGAAAAAUAUUAAGAGAUCCAAAGUCAGUCGUCUGAUGAUCCAAAUGACUACCAGUAUGUUUGGACUAGCUCCUUCCAGGCUUCAAGUUGUAUACUUGUUUCGUGACUACCGAAAUGAAAGGGCCUCUACUUCAGAUUGGAAAGAAAUAACAGUUAAGUCAAGUGCCGCAUUUCUAUUUCAGCCCAAGGAUUCGAAGAAAGUACACAAGAUCAAGCUAUCGUCAAUUCUCUCCAUUCAUUUAAGUGCUUAAAAAUGUUGCCAAACAAUGAUAAACAGGAAGGGUGAGGGGCUAAACGGAAGCAGUUUUUGAACUUUUUGUUAGAAUCAAGCAUGCUUGUUAAGGAUGCCUUCACAUGUUAUAUAUUUUCACCCUUUUGAUGGC
This is a messenger RNA of Impatiens glandulifera, 1192 nucleotides long. RefSeq lists its product as uncharacterized. The transcript is spliced from 7 exons. The record is from RefSeq and is a predicted model, not a curated record. The coding region runs from base 8 to 1060 and encodes 350 amino acids. Lineage: Eukaryota; Viridiplantae; Streptophyta; Magnoliopsida; Ericales; Balsaminaceae.